CUGCCUAGCUACUAUCUCAUGAAAGAAGCCUCCUGAAUCCCUCCCCUUUAAUCUCAUUUUAUUGUUAGCACUGUGCCUGCCUUUAAUCCCUGCAGACCUGUAGGAGCUGAGCAGGAGAAUCACAGAACAGAAGUUGCUUCAUUUUGGGGUCUUGAGGUGAUGCAUAAUUCACCAAACUAUCUCGACAUGAACCAGAAUGAGGAAAGAAAGAGGAGUGGAAUGGAUUGUUGCGCUACAGAAAUUUCAACUUCAGCUCUGGAGAAGAUGGGCCACAAACAAGAGGAGGGGGCUAAUCCCUGGAAGAAACAGACCACCAACAUCAGAAAAACAUUUAUUUUCAUGGAAGCACUUGGAUCAGGUGCCUUUUCUGAAGUUUUCCUGGUGAAGCACAGAACCACUGGUCAGCUUUUUGCUUUGAAAUGCAUUAAAAAGUCACCGGUCACCCAGGACAGCAACCUUGAAAAUGAAAUAGCUGUGUUGAAGAAAAUAAAGCAUGAUAACAUCGUGACGCUUGAAGACAUUUAUGAGAGUGCAACCCACUAUUAUCUGGUUAUGCAGCUAGUAUCUGGAGGGGAAUUAUUUGACCGUAUUUUAGAACGUGGUGUUUACACUGAAAAAGAUGCAAGUGUUGUUAUUCAACAAGUCCUGGGAGCUGUGCACUAUCUUCAUGAGAAUGGGAUAGUUCAUCGAGAUUUGAAGCCUGAAAACUUGCUAUAUCUAACUCCAGAAGAGGAUUCUAAGAUUAUGAUCACAGACUUUGGCUUGUCUAAAAUGGAGCAGAAUGGCGUUAUGUCUACAGCAUGCGGUACUCCAGGAUAUGUUGCUCCAGAAGUACUAGAACAAAAGCCAUAUAGCAAAGCUGUGGAUUGCUGGUCCAUAGGAGUCAUUACCUAUAUACUUUUAUGUGGCUAUCCUCCUUUCUAUGAAGAGACAGAGUCCAAACUGUUUGAGAAGAUCAAGGAAGGCUACUAUGAAUUUGAGUCCCCAUUUUGGGAUGAUAUUUCUGAAUCAGCCAAGGAUUUCAUUUGCCACUUAUUGGAGAAGGAUCCAAAUGAGAGGUUUACCUGUGAAAAAGCCCUCAGGCAUCCAUGGAUUGAUGGAAACACAGCCCUCCAUCAUGACAUAUAUCCAUCUGUCAGUGCACAGAUCCAGAAGAAUUUUGCAAAAAGCAAGUGGAAGCAAGCCUUCAAUGCUGCAGCUGUUGUCCACCACAUGAGAAAGCUUCACAUGAACUGCCACCACAGUAAAAAAGACAAUCUCCCACUCAUAGAAGUGCAACAUGCCUCAAGACCCAAUACUCCAUCCAUUGCCUGCCAGGAAGACCAAAAUGAAGACUCCAAGAUAUUGAUCCCUGAGUUAUCAUCCCAGAAUCCUUCAUCUCCUUCUUCCCGACACAACAAGGUGACAGACAGCAAGUGUUUGGAGCACCUGGUUAGUACAUCCCUCCCUAUCACUACCAGCACAGAUGUGGAAGCCAGCCAAAAUCCUUCCAACAGACCCUCAUUUAGUUGCAGUACAACAUGUGGAACACAUGAGAAAGUGAAGACUGCCUUUUGCUCAGAGUCGGUACUACUCAAGAAAGCUGCCAAGCCCAAUCACUUCAAAUCAGAAGUCCUUGUUCCAGCAAAAAAUAACCAUUCAUAUUUUGGCACUGGGCAGACUGGAGUUUGUUUGGUGAUGUGAUAGGAAAGUCAGCCAUAUCAUGUGCACACCUUUACAGAAGGACUGUUGGAUUCUCUUCGAAACUUCAAACUCAAGCCUCAGUUGCUCAAGAAGAGAAAAGGACUUGACCAGAAUUCUGCCAGGAAGAGCUGUGCUCUCAGAAGGCAGAGGCCUUUCCUUGAAGUGCUGCGCAUUCAUAGGCCUGAGGAAUCAGAUGGUGCAAUUCUCCUGAAAUGUUAGAAGGACCAUUUAUACAAACUGGGAAAACAUUUUUAUGAAGGAAAGAUACCAGGCUUCUGCUAGCAGUUUCAGUGUAUUUAUUUGCAUCCUAAGGUUAUAUCUUCUUUGCGGGAAGGCAUGUUGUAUUCCUGCUAAGUUCACUAAAUUAUGAGAAUAAUUGCCUGGUGUGUGUGUGUGUGGGGGGGGGGGGGUUGUUGCUGUUGUUUUGUGCUGGGUGCAUGUGAUCUAAGCAGAAAGCAUCCCAUGCUGACUCAACUGGUGUCUCUUUCAUUUAUGAUAUGGGGCACAAUGAGCCAAGCACAGUUGCCAUUUGUUUCACUGCAACUUGCAUGGAGUUUCUGUACUGGUUCCAGUGGAUAGAGAUAAUUUACACAGCAUUCCUUUCCCUUGGUGGAAUGACAUUUUGCUUCCAAACCAGUAAAUUGUUUAGUUAUACUGUGCUUAAUAAAGCCUAUUGUUUCCAA
Anolis carolinensis (green anole) is the source of this 2366-nucleotide messenger RNA. It is a transcript of the gene camk1g, whose product is annotated as calcium/calmodulin dependent protein kinase IG. The record is from RefSeq and is a predicted model, not a curated record. Gene Ontology annotation, biological process: peptidyl-serine phosphorylation. NCBI's taxonomy places the organism in Eukaryota, Metazoa, Chordata, Lepidosauria, Squamata, Anolidae. Gene Ontology annotation, cellular component: intracellular anatomical structure. Gene Ontology annotation, molecular function: ATP binding; calmodulin binding; calcium/calmodulin-dependent protein kinase activity. The transcript is spliced from 14 exons. The coding region runs from base 160 to 1683 and encodes 507 amino acids.